Anas platyrhynchos (mallard) is the source of this 3589-nucleotide messenger RNA. RefSeq names its product STEAP3 metalloreductase (gene STEAP3). Gene Ontology annotation, molecular function: cupric reductase (NADH) activity; ferric-chelate reductase (NADPH) activity. Gene Ontology annotation, biological process: copper ion import. The record is from RefSeq and is a predicted model, not a curated record. Gene Ontology annotation, cellular component: endosome; plasma membrane. Lineage: Eukaryota; Metazoa; Chordata; Aves; Anseriformes; Anatidae.
GGCACAAUGGGUUGUUUCAGGAAGCCACGGGCAGGAAUCACACCGGCCUCUGGGAACGGCUCAGGAAGCCUCAAGAGGAGCGGCUGCACGAAGCCGUGCCCAAAGAUGCUUUUGGGAAAACUUCGCAAAGCCUCUGAGGGAAGGGGCAGGAUGUCCGGAGGAGACAUGGCCAAACCCCUCCUUGGCCACCGGAGCGUGGAGGGUGACCCCACGGCACCCGCAGCCGGCCGCACCAUCGGGGUGCUGGGGAGCGGGGACUUUGCGCGGUCGCUGGCCAUCCGCCUGGUGUGCUCCGGCUUCAAGGUGGUGGUCGGCAGCCGCAACCCCAAGCGCAAAGCCGGCCUCUUCCCUUCUGCGGCAGAAGUCACCUUCCAGGCUGAGGCGGUGAAGAAGACGGAUGUCAUUUUCGUGGCGGUUUUCAGGGAACAUUACUCCACGCUCUGUGACCUGGCUGACGUGCUGGUGGGCAAGAUCCUGGUGGAUGUCAGUAACAACACCGAAAUCAACCACCACAAAGAGUCCAACGCCGAGUACCUGGCCUCCCUGUUCCCGGCCUGCACUGUGGUCAAGGGCUUUAACGUGGUUUCUGCAUGGACGCUGCAGUCAGGUGCCAGGGAUGGUAAUAAGCAGGUCCUGAUCUGCUCAAAUAACCAAGAAGCCAAGCGCACCGUUGCAGAGAUUGCUCAGGUCAUGGGAUUCACCCCCGUGGACAUGGGCUGCAUGUCCUCAGCCUGUGAGAUCGAGAACAUUCCCCUGCGCCUCCUGCCAGCCUGGAAAAUCCCCAUCUUUCUGUCUCUGGGGCUCUUUCUUUGCUUCUUCACGUACAACCUGGUGCGGCAGGUCAUCCACCCGUACAUCAGGGAGCAAAAGAACAAGUUCUACAAGAUACCCAUUGAGGUGGUCAACACCACGCUGCCCUGCGUGGCCUACGUCAUGCUGUCCCUCGUCUACCUGCCCGGCGUGCUGGCAGCCUGCUUGCAGCUCUACUACGGCACCAAGUACCGGCGUUUCCCGGAUUGGCUCGACCAGUGGCUCCAGCACAGAAAGCAGAUCGGCCUCCUCAGCUUCUUCUGCGCUGCCCUGCACGCCGUGUACAGCCUGUGCCUGCCCAUGCGCCGCUCCCACCGCUACCAGUUAAUCGAGACGGCCGUCAAGCAGGCUGUGGAGAAGAAGAUGAAUAUCUGGGUAGAGGAGGAAGUCUGGAGGAUGGAGAUUUAUAUCUCUGUUGGAAUAAUUGCCCUGGGCUUGCUGUCGUUACUUGCCAUCACUUCACUUCCAUCCAUCGCAAACUCUCUCAACUGGAGGGAAUUCAGUUUCAUCCAGUCCACCCUUGGAUUUGUUGCCCUGCUAAUCAGCACUCUGCACACCCUCACGUACGGAUGGUCGAGGGCCUUUGACGAGAACCAGUACAAAUUCUACCUGCCUCCCACCUACACCCUCACGCUGCUCGUCCCAUGUACUGUGAUCCUAGCAAAGGUCGUCUUCAGCCUGCCCUGCAUCCACCACAGACUCGUGCGAAUCAGGAGGGGCUGGGAGAAGGGGAGAUACGUGAAGUUUGUUCUGCCCAGCGCAACAGGGGAGUAUUCGAGCGGGGAGACCUCUAGCCACGUCUGACGAAGCGCCGGGGCGACGGCGGAUUUCAAAGCACUAUCGACAUUUCUAUAAAGGUGUUUCUUUUUCUUAACUAUAUGUAUGUUUUGGUAUAAUUAUAUUGUGGGUAAAGAAAUAAAAUUUGGUGACUUUAGAAAAUGGGCUACCAUGAAAGAGUUUAGAUGGUAGUAUUUAAAUGAUAUUGCUGGUUUGCUAGGACAAAUGUGGCCUUAAAAAUCACCGUGAAAGCUGAGCUAGCAGCACUAAUACACAGAAAACUGAUGGAUUCUGCCUCUGGUGGUGCUGACUAGCAGCUCUCCAUACCAGUACUCCUCUGUUGCAUCCCUAUCUGCUAUCAUAAAUGUCAAUGCUUUUGUUCUUCUUUUACAUAUGAAGGAACACGGAUUUUCUGGGCUUUAUGAUAGCAGAGACAUCCUGCCUCUUCAGAGUCUGGAUCGGUGUAGGUAGUGAGGUUUAGAAACACAAAUCAACUCUGGAUUUGAUCCUCUCACAGAACUCUGUAGCCGUGUAAAAGCAGAACAAUAUCUGUGUUGUGUAGUGUCUGCAGAUUUUAGUAAAGGUGUCCAAACCUGACAGCAAAUCCAAGUAUCCUGCUUCCUCAAAUAGAGCCAGCAGUUCUGGUCCCAUAAGCUGUGAAGAGAGUUACCAAAAAGACCUGCAGCUUCACAAAACUUCAUGGAGGAAGCCAAAACCUUAUGUUAAAUAAUAUGGUGAAGGUUUUUUAAAUCAUAGUUUUAAAUCAAACCUGAACGUGCCCAUUUACACAGACAAAACAGCAGCUCUAAAACUGCUGGUUUCACUGUCAGUGAUAAGGUCUUUGAACUGUCUUGCAAAAGGCUCAGUGAGUUCUUGGCCACAGCAUGAAAACACAGGAAUUGCACGUUUGGGGCACCAUCCUUCAUUGCCUUGCACCCGACGAAGGCACUUCCUAAAUCACAAAGCUUUUCUUCUGAUUUCACACACACACACUUUGGAUGAGGUACAGGGCAAUGAAGAAUUCCAUCCUAAUUUAAUUUUAUACCUCUCACUUCCUAUCCCUUCAAGCCCUUGCUCUUUAUCAGAAAAAUCCUUUAGCUUUUGGACAUCCACAUAGAGAAUGGACAGCCAUUCACAAAAGCUCAAGCAACCACGAUGACACUAGAGGACUACCUCAGCAAGGUCAGGCACAAGGGCAUGGCUGUAACAGCCUCAUUUUCCUACAGCAAAGUAAAAGACACCACUCAGUGUUCAGCGUUGCUUUGAAAAACAACUGUCAGCACCAAAUGAGGCAUUUGUGGGACCAAAAAGCACCUGUUACAAGACCAGUUAAUACAAAAAGUAAAAUAUGGAUUGAUUUGGGGACAGAUAGGCCCUUCUGCAAGCCAACACGGGUUCCGUAACCAGAAUGAUUCAUGGACAGAGGAACUUCAAACUUCCCUGUUUAGUCUCAAAUGACAACCAUGAGCAAUGUUCUCCAAGCACUGCUCAAGCUGCCAAUGAAACGGAGGGGUUUUAAUUUGCGUAAGGCUUACAGUAAUGUCUCCAAACACCACUUCUUUUCACUGAACAAAAGGAAAUCGGCAUGAGGGAAAUGCCAAGUUUUCACAAUCAGCUGAUUUUAUUUAUUUAUUUUGGCAGCACAGGGAAAGCAGCAGUCUUUUCCUCCGUCCCUUUCAGGAAGCUGCAGUUAUUCAGGUUUUCCCAUUCACCUCCAGAGCCCAGCCCAGAUCAGCACCUGAUCAAAUCACUCACCGAGCAGAUUGAUUACCCAGCACUGGUUAUUUGUGGUUGAAUGGUAGCCUAAGCUUCCACACGGAUUUCAGGCAGUUUCACAUGAGUAAAAUUCCACCCACUCCAGCUUAACUCAUGUUUGAGGGAAAAUUGGAUUCAGCAAGCUUGUUCCUAGUCUUCUCUUCCUGUUUCACCAGUCGAGCAAAGUCAACAUAAAAGCACAAGUUUGCACAUUUUCUGUUUACAAUAAAGUAUUCCAAUGUUUGGA